UUUGACCUAGGUUGCAUCCCAAUCCACCUUUCUGAAUUCUUUUGGUGGGAUCCAGCAUCCACUAAAAGGAGACUCCCAUAGUCAAGCACUGAGAAAACUGGUGGCAGCUUAACUCCUUGCCUGCUAGAGAAAAAUAAAACAUGGAGACGGGGAGAGAGAAUGAGGAAAUUUGCUGCAUGAGUAACGGAGAAUAAAAUAUUCAUUCAGAUUUUGGGUUUAUAAUAAACUUUUACUGUUUCACUUACUUAUGGUGUGCUACCCUAACAACAGGUUCAUAAAAUAUUCAUUUUCUUGGAAGGUUUUUGGUCUGCCUCUUAUUCCUUCCAUUGUCUCUUCACCAGGAACAGACAUUUGCCUCUCUCUCUCUCUCUCUCUCUCUCUCUAUGCUUAUUCAUGUCAUGUACUGAGAAACACCAGUUUCAAAGCCAGCACUUUCAACUUUUUCUUAUUCUCUCCUUGGUAUCAUUGUUCAACUCUUUUUUCUCCUUUUUGGGUCAAUCUUAAAAAGUUCCAUCUUUUCCAGACUCGAACUUUUGAGGUUGCCUGUAUGUUAUGCUUUGACUCGAGAUUUUCAUUUUUCUUGUGUUUCUGACAAUGCAAGUUUGCUGUGAUCUUCAAGUCGAUGUCAAUGGUGAAGAGGUUUUCAUGGUGGACAAGAAAACGUUGGCGUCUUUCUCCGGUAGAUUUAGCAAAUUAUUUGGUAAACUGAAGGGUACAUCGAGGAGCCUAAAAGUGAUAUUCCAUGACUUUCCUGGAGGUGCAGAGGGUUUUGAGCUCAUGACAAGGUUUUGUUACAAUAAUGGCACAACUGAGAUAACCCCUUCCAACAUAGUCUUACUAUACUGCAUCGCGCAUUUCAUGGAGAUGGAUGGUGAUGGCUCUGGAAGACUCAACAUACUAUCCCAAACAGAGAAAUCUCUUGAAGGGAUCAGCUUUUGGACAUGGCCUAACCUUGUAGUAGCUCUAAAGCAAUGCCAAGAUUUACUUCCUGCCUCAAAUUGUUCAUCAAUAUUGGAGAAAGUCCUGGACUGCCUCAUAGCCAAGCUUUUUUGCCCAUUUGUUAGAAGCACAUAUGCGUCUUCAUCAGAACAUUUGAGUUUCCAGUUUUCAAGUGCAAGGAGCAGUCAUAGUAUGAAAACCAAUUGCUCUCAAACAACAUGGUGGGUCGAAGACCUUAUGUUCUUGAGUAUCAAUUUAAUUGAGAAGGUGAUAAGAAGGAUGAUGUUCCAGGAGCUUUAUCAUUCUACAAUUUUCAAGUUUCUAUUCCAUUAUCAUCAAUCAAAGUCUAUGGGUGCCACCACACCAGGUGAGAAGCGCAAAAUUACAGAGGUUGUUAUUAGUCUGCUUUAUUUGCUUGAUAGAAGCUCCCUUUCUUGCAAACGCUUAUUCAAGAUAUACCAACUGGCUUUGAGCCUGAAAAUAAGCAAACUAUACAAAAACAAGUUAGAGAAUAUGAUAGGCUCACAGCUAGAUCAAGCAACGAUUGAUUAUGUACUUGUUCCAUCUCCACGCGGGAAGAAGUACGUAUAUGAUGUGAGUUUGGUUUUAAGAUUUGUGAAAUCAUUUCUCUUUGAAAAGGGAUGCCAUUUAUCUCAGGGCCGCUUAAAAAAGGUCUCCAAGUUGAUGGAUUCAUACCUUGCAGAAGUGGCACCAGAUACCUAUUUGAAUCCUUCAAAGUUUGCAGCAUUGGCGAUGUCACUGCCAGAUUCUGCACGAGAAUCUCAUGACAGACUUUACCAAGCAAUUGGUGUAUAUUUUAAGCGUCACGCUGAUUUAUUCGAAGAAGAGAAGAUGAGCAUCUGUUGUGCACUGAACUAUGAUAAACUAUCAGCACAUUCUUUGAAACAUCUCACUCAAAAUAUAAAGUUUCCUCCAAGAAGAGCAGUUGAAGCUUUUACUACAGAGCAAUCCAAACUGAGAAGUUUACUCCACAAAGCCUACAAUCUCAAGACUUUAGACUCUCUGCUUAUUCACACACAGAAUGAAAUUAAGCAUGAGAAACAGGACACUGAGCAUAUCAUCCCUAUCUAUACUAAGAAGCUUGAUCUCCCAACAGAGGCAGAGAAGCUAAGAGCAGAUUUGCAAACCAUGCAUUGGAAGACAUUGGAAUUGGGAAACACUUGUGGGACAAUGGAGAUGCAGAUGGCAGCUAUAACGAAAUCAAGAUUGUCCUUUAGGGGUAGUAUUCAAUACUUGCCUAAACUCUUUCCAUAAUUCAAAGUUGGAAACUUGCCAUGUAUAGAUUUACUAUCUGGCAGAAAGUUUUUUUUUUUUUAAUUCAAAGAAAAUUAAUGUAAAUUCUUCUUCUUCUCUCAG
This is a messenger RNA of Prunus persica (peach), 2316 nucleotides long. Its product is annotated as BTB/POZ domain-containing protein At3g22104. The record is from RefSeq and is a predicted model, not a curated record. Lineage: Eukaryota; Viridiplantae; Streptophyta; Magnoliopsida; Rosales; Rosaceae. The coding region runs from base 595 to 2214 and encodes 539 amino acids. Gene Ontology annotation, molecular function: protein binding. The transcript is spliced from 3 exons.